Molecule: messenger RNA, 1019 nt
Organism: Galleria mellonella (greater wax moth)
Lineage: Eukaryota; Metazoa; Arthropoda; Insecta; Lepidoptera; Pyralidae
Exons: 4
Coding region: 125-1000 (291 amino acids)
Source: RefSeq, a predicted model, not a curated record
CCGAAAUCGUAACGAAAACAUAACGGUUCAUUAGACACAGCGCCGAAGGCUCUGUGCAAACAUUCUACAUUUUAUCUCGCACGCCAUCCUCAUACAGACGUAAGGAAAAAGCUGAAAUCACGCAAUGUUGCUCCAGUUAAUUUUUCUCAAUUUUCUCGCUACGAUUGGGGCAAGCGUUCGACACAAAAGGUAUCUAGUAUACCCUGACGGAGGCCCGGCAAGAGCUCAGUUCAUUAUAGGUCUGGGUAUACCAGUAGAUUUAAAAGAAGCAUCUGUAACAGUAGGCACUGUUAUCAAGUUUCAAUAUGAUUUGCCAACAAAUAGUUCAGAAUAUACUAGUAGAAUAUAUGGAUUUGCAAAUACCGUUUCUAGAGAUAUGAACGGUGAACCUGAUGAAGAUUCAGGAACUGAACUUGAUACAGGCGAUGCUAGAAUGGGUGAUACAGAAAAUACAAUUGAUGAUAGUAUAGAAGAAGAAAAUAACACAUUAGUUGAUUUAACAUUUCAAGGGGAUAGGCGAAAACGAUCACUAGUUUAUGCUGAAGGUGGUACUAUAAAUACAGAUUUGACAGAAUCAAGUACUGAACUAUCCUUAGAAGAAGCUAUCAGGCGACAAGAGAUAAUCGAUCAAAAUAAUAUAGAAGAGCAAGAGCCACAAAAAAUGAAUAGAUGGGACUUUUACAAAAUACUAGAACAUAUGGCUGAGAGAUACGGUUAUUCAGGGCGGCCGUGCCUGCUCCGAACAAUCUGUGAGGCUGCCAAGGUUCCUUUCACUCACGAAAACGGUUUGCUCGCAGAAAUUGGUCAUAUAUUAUUCACUCCAUCAACCACCAAGGACACGCUGUCUCAUCACACAGACAACGAGUACCACGCAGCAGAGCGAUUUGGUAGAGAGAUUGGGGUGGACUGUGAGGAUUUGUUUCCAGAAUGCGAGGGCUCCAUACUAGAGACGUUUACGGAGAUCGGAGAAGACACGAUGCAUAAAUUUGGACUGCUUUAAUUAAACAGAUAAAAAUGAC